Molecule: messenger RNA, 10092 nt
Organism: Jaculus jaculus (lesser Egyptian jerboa)
Lineage: Eukaryota; Metazoa; Chordata; Mammalia; Rodentia; Dipodidae
Gene: Usp31
Product: ubiquitin specific peptidase 31
Exons: 16
Coding region: 1-4038 (1345 amino acids)
Biological process (GO): protein deubiquitination
Molecular function (GO): cysteine-type deubiquitinase activity
Source: RefSeq, a predicted model, not a curated record
AUGUCCAAGGUAACGGCGCCCGGGCCGGGGCCGCCGGUGGCGGCGGCGGGCGGGAAGGAGAAGCGCUCCUUCAGCAAGCGGCUGUUCCGGAGCGGCCGCGCGGGCGGCGGCGGCGGCGGUGCCGGGGGUCCCGGGCCGGCCGCGCCGUCCUCGGCUCGCUCGGUGGGCAGCUUCAUGAGCCGCGUCCUCAAGACGCUGUCCACGCUCUCGCACCUCAGCUCCGAGGGCGCCGCCCCGGACCGCGGCGGCCUCCGCAGCUGCUUCCCGCCGGGGCCGGCCGCCGCGCCCACGCCGCCCCCGUGCCCGCCGCCGCCCGCCUCGCCCGCGCCGCCCGCCUGCGCCGCCGAGCCCGUGCCCGGCGUGGCGGGGCUCCGCAACCACGGCAACACGUGCUUCAUGAACGCCACGCUGCAGUGCCUCAGCAACACCGAGCUCUUCGCCGAGUACCUGGCGCUGGGCCAGUACCGGGCCGGGCGACCCGAGCCCUCGCCUGACCCCGAUCCCGAGCAGCCCGCGGGCCGCGGCGGUGCGCAGGGCCAGGGCGAGGUCACCGAGCAGCUGGCGCACCUGGUGCGCGCCCUCUGGACCCUGGAGUACACCCCGCAGCACAGCCGCGACUUCAAGAGUAUUGUGUCAAAGAAUGCUCUGCAGUAUCGAGGGAAUUCCCAGCAUGACGCCCAGGAGUUUCUGCUAUGGCUGUUGGACCGAGUUCAUGAAGACCUCAAUCACACUGUAAAGCAGAGCGGCCAGUCGCCUGUGAAGCCACCAUCAGACACUGAUAUGAUGCCUGAAGGACCGUCUUUUCCUGUGUGUAGCACUUUUGUACAAGAACUUUUUCAAGCCCAGUACAGAUCUUCUUUGACAUGUCCCCAUUGUCAGAAACAGAGCAACACUUUUGACCCUUUCCUGUGCAUUUCUUUGCCAAUUCCUCUACCCCACACAAGGCCUCUCUAUGUUACCGUAGUGUAUCAAGGGAAAUGUUCCCACUGCAUGAGAAUUGGUGUGGCUGUACCUCUGUCUGGGACUGUUGCCAGACUUCGGGAAGCUGUGUCUAUGGAAACAAAGAUCCCCACUGACCAGAUUGUGUUAACAGAAAUGUACUAUGAUGGCUUCCAUCGUUCCUUCUGUGAUACAGACGACCUGGAAACAGUCCAUGAAAGUGAUUGCAUUUUUGCCUUUGAGACUCCAGAAAUAUUUAGGCCUGAAGGAAUUCUCAGUCAAAGAGGCAUUCAUUUAAACAACAAUCUAAACCACUUGAGAUUUGGCUUGGAUCAUCACAGGCUGUCUUCACCUACAAAGCAAGGGAAGGUGGACUUGCCUAUCAGAGCAGGAAGUGACAAGAUUGUACUGCUGGUGUGUAACCGAGCCUGCACUGGGCAGCAAGGGAAAAGAUUUGGACUGCCUUUUGUACUGCACUUAGAGAAGACAAUAGCAUGGGACCUUCUGCAGAAGGAGAUCUUGGAGAAGAUGAAGUAUUUCUUGAGACCUACUGUCUGCAUUCAGGUGUGUCCAUUCAGUUUACGUGUGGUCAGCGUUGUGGGAAUAACAUAUUUGCUACCCCAGGAGGAGAAGCCCUUGUGCCACCCAACCGUAGAAAGGGCAUUAAAGUCCUGUGGACCAGGUGGCACAGCUCAUGUGAAGUUGGUAGUAGAAUGGGACAAGGAAACAAAAGAUUUCUUGUUUGCAAGUGCUGAAGAUGAGUACAUCCCUGAUGCAGAGAGUGUCCGUCUGCAGAAGGAGCGCCACCACAACCCUCAGACCUGCACCUUAUCCCAGUGCUUCCAACUCUACACCAAAGAGGAGCGGCUUGCCCCAGAUGAUGCUUGGCGGUGCCCGCACUGCAAACAGCUACAGCAGGGGAGCAUUACGCUGAGCCUGUGGACUCUUCCCGAUGUACUCAUCAUACACCUCAAGAGAUUUCGCCAGGAAGGAGACAGGCGUAUGAAACUUCAGAACAUGGUCAAGUUCCCCUUGACUGGCCUGGACAUGACUCCUCAUGUGGUUAAGAGAAGCCAGAGCAGCUGGAGCUUGCCAUCCCAUUGGUCCCCAUGGAGAAGACCCUAUGGACUCGGGAGGGACCCUGAGGACUACAUCUAUGACCUGUAUGCUGUGUGCAAUCAUCAUGGCACCAUGCAAGGGGGGCACUACACAGCAUACUGUAAGAACUCCGUGGAUGGCCUCUGGUAUUGCUUUGAUGACAGCGAUGUGCAGCAACUGUCAGAAGAUGAGGUAUGCACACAGACAGCCUACAUCCUCUUCUAUCAGAGGCGGACAGCCAUCCCGUCAUGGUCAGCCAACAGCUCAGUGGCAGGCUCUACAAGUUCUUCCUUAUGUGAGCACUGGGUGAGCCGGCUCCCAGGGAGCAAGCAAGCCAGCGUGACCUCUGCGGCCUCCUCCAGACGCACCUCCUUGGCUUCACUCUCUGAGUCCGUGGAGAUGACUGGGGAGAGGAGUGAAGAUGACGGAGGCUUUUCAACUCGACCAUUCGUGAGAAGUGUCCAGCGUCAGAGCUUGUCAGCCAGAUCUUCUGUCACCAGCCCCUUGGCCGUCAAUGAAAACUGCAUGCGACCUUCUUGGUCCCUGUCAGCCAAGCUGCAGAUGCGCUCCAGUUCUCCUUCCCGGUUCUCUGGGGACUCCCCAAUUCAUGGAUCUGGAUCUGCCUCCACCCUUGAAAGGAUUGGGGAGGCAGGGGAUGACAAAGUAUCCAUAUCUUGCUUUGGUAGCCUGCGGAACCUUUCUGGUAGCUACCAGGAACCAGGUGACAGUCACAACCGGAGAGAGCACAAGGUUAUGGGCCGGGCCCCAUUGGCUGUUAUGGAAGGCAUGUUCAAAGACGAGUCAGACACUCAUAAGUUGAACUCCAGUGUUGUAGAGACACCAAGCAAAAACAUAGCACAAGGGGAAUGCUUGCCUCCAAUCUCUGUUCCAUUUGAUAACAACAACCAGAUUGCUUAUGUGGAUCAGAGUGAUUCUGUAGACAGCUCUCCAGUAAAAGAGGUGAAGCCCCCAAGCCACCCAGGUGGCCUCACAAAGAAACCAGAGAGCACAACAAAGAGACCUCCUAGUUUCAAAGGCACUUCUGAGCCAGAGAAAAGCCUGCGGAAAGGGAGGCCAGCCUUGGCAAGCCAAGAAUCUUCCCUUUCAAGUACAUCCCCUUCUUCUCCCGUUCCAGUAAAGGUUUCUGUGAAGCCGUCCCGCUCUCGGAGUAAGGCAGAUUCUUCUAGGGUCAGUGGAAGGCAUUCAUCCCCUGCCCCUGCCCACUCCAAAAAGGAGUCAUCCCCCAGGUCCCAAGAGUCCAUGUCCUCUCCCUCACCACAGAAGCAGAAGUCUGCUUCUGCCUUCACUUACACCUCUUCCUCUGUAUCUGCCAAAAAAGCUUCGGGUCCUGCCACCAAGGGCCCGUUUCCUCCUGGGAAGAGCAGGACUUCAGACCGGAGCUUGAGUAGAGAGGGCUCCAGACAAAGCCUGGGUUCCGACAGAGCCAGCGUUACCUCCGCCUCCAAACCUAACUCGCCUCGGGUGAACCAGGCUAGAGGUGGGGACAGCAGGGUAGAUGGCAAGCAUGUCCGGAGCUCCUCCAUGGCCAGCUUGCGCUCCCCCAGCACAAGUGUGCGCUCUGGUCUGAAGAGGGACAGCAAGUCUGAGGACAAGGGGCUGUCCUUCUUCAAGUCAGCCUUGAGACAGAAGGAAACCCGGCGCUCAACUGAUCUUGGCAAGACAACCUUGCUCUCCAAAAAGGCUGCUGGGAACACUGUCAAGUCUGUUUGUAAGAACACUAUGGAUGACAAGACAGAAAAAGGACCCCAGCUUCCAGGGUCACAGCAGUCAAACACAAAUGCAGUUGGAAAGGAACAGCAAAUCUCCAAGGCCUCUGCCUCUGCUAAACAUUCCCUGCUGUCUGCUCGCAAAUCCAAGUCUUCCCAGUUAGAUCCUGGAAUUCCUUCAUCUCCCAGUGGUAGGCUGGCUGCUGAGAAAGCCUCCAAAAAGUUAACUUCGAGCAUGCAAACCUCUGCACGGCCUUCUCACAAACCUCAGUGACCCCUCUGUGGUCCAGGCCUAUUACCUGUACAGAUGUUUGUUUGUUUAUUUAGAACCCCUCCUUCCCGCUAAAGCCCUCUAUGCUUUUGUUUUUAUAUUUUUUGGGUCAUGUGCCUGAUUUUGUGUGUGUGUGUAUGUGUGUGUGUGAGAGAGAGAGAAAAAGGUGGGGGGGGGAGAAUUCAAAUGUAAAUUGUUUAAAAGCAUCGCCUUAUUCUGCCACUGAACCAAAUAACAGCCAUAGUAAAAGCAUUGAUAGCAAGCAAACUGGAGUAAUUGUAGACAACAACCCGGACGGACAGUCCCUUUAGCAGUUGUACAUAUUUCUUCCUAGAGAACUCUAAUGACUUUCAUUGAACACUAGGGUUUUGAAACCUGUGAACCAAUUAAGCUAUCCUUAGUGUGUUGACAGAUGAAUUGUUUGACUUGGGUUUUGUUAGAACAGGAUUUAUUCUCAUGUGGAUUAUUGAGUGGCACCAGGAACUAAAAGAACUGACACUGACAGUGGAGUGAACAGAGGGAAAACAUUGCUUUCUGCACUUUUGCCCCAUCUACCAGUCUUUGUAAAGGGCAAUAUUUUAACACUAAUGUUUCUCAGGUAUAUAUACUCAGCUAGCCCAGGAUGGAUGUUCAUUAGUGAAUUGAUUAGAGACAAUGAGGGUGACUGUUGCUUCUCUUGCUGCCACAGAUGGAGAUCUUAGAGGUAGUCAUCAAGUCUUUUGCUCCUUUCCUAUCUGCAGAGGUGUGCAUACCCUAACUUAACUCUUUGAGUAGUAGGUCCUGAGUUGUGAGAAAUUAGAUAGUCAGAAAGCUAGUCACUGGUAACUUUUUUUCUUUCUAAAUUUUCUGGCUGAGGCCAUUGGUAUUUUGAACUGCAGCAGAACAGUUAAUACCUUUUGAAAGAUUCCUAGGGGGAAAACCCGAUUUUAAGCUAGAGGCAUGAAUUGAUACUAUCUUCCUCCUCAAGUGUUUGUUAGAAGUUGAAGACCCCUGCCACCCCUUCUCAGCAUGCUUAGGUUUCAUCAUUUUGUAACUUGGAAAGGAGAAAGAAGUCGCUUUCUGCCAAGAGUCAGUUUUGGAGCGAUGUGAGUCUGUACAGAGCAUUACAUAUGCACUUCAGCUUCCGCCUGCCAGGCUUCCUUAGGACAGCUUUCAUAACUCACGUAUGUCUUCAUGCUGAAGGUCACUCUCCCACCCAGAGCUCAUAGGAGGAGUUUGGCUUAUGUUCCAUCUGGCAUUCUUAGUGCAAAUUGUAUUUCUUAUCUAGGAAAAGGGGACCCUUACAGAAUCUUACAGAAAGCAAAAAUACAUAAUUUUACAAGCUCUGGAGGUCUCCUGGCAAUAUUUCCUGCCUGACUUUUAGUCCCACCUCAUUACUAUUUUGUCUUAUUUUAAAUAGCAAAAGAAUCCUGGUCCUGGUUCUCUCUGACUAGCAUUUGCCAUCUUAGAUCAAACCUAGCAUGCCAUGUUUAUGAGCUUGUCAAUAUUUCCUUUCCCUUUUGGUCAUAGACUUCAGUCUCUGCUGAGUUCUGGUGCCAUGUCCAUUAGGGUUCUCUUUCCCAUUGCUGUGGGUGAAGGAGCUGAAGUGUGUUUGCAUGCAUCGUUCUGAAUCCUGAGCUGCCUUUAAUUUUCCUUUUCUGUGAUCAUCUUUUGGGAAAUACUCCCAAGUAGAUCACUUAACUUUAUUUUGCUGCUAAUUGGAGCAUUAGCUGGUAACUUAAAGCUGAAUUUGUCAGCUCUUGGGAUAUUUAAGGUUUAGGUGUUCAGCCAUGUGCUCAUUACUUUGGUGUUGUAUGUAACCAGUGACAAUAAGGCCAUUGCCCACUACACUCAGUACUUCGUACAUGUUGUUAGCUUGCUGUGUAGACCUUGACGGCCUCGCAAAGCAGCAUUGCCAUCUGCCUUGGUGUGUCUGAGAUGAUGGCUGCCUUGCCGUGUCAUCACUGCUUCCAGUGAGUAGUGAUAGCCCCCUCAUUGUUACAUCACCACUCUUGUUUUCCCAAAGCACCACAUGUGGGACCAUUAGUAACAGGAAUUGAAUGCCCUGAGUUGAACCUCCAUCUUUGUUCAGUAGGUAGAUCUAUCUCAUGAAAUUACCUAUUCAAAACUCUAGCAAUCUAAGAAGUAUAGUUUGAUAAAGACGAAAGGGUUCUAAUUUUUUUUGCCUAAUUUAAUUUCUUAUCAUAUGCCAUGUCUUUUUCUUAAAACGAGUAUCUGCAGAUCUCUUUAAUUUUCCAUAGGAUCUAGAAAUAAAAUUUCUAUAAUAUAAAAUCUAUAAACUAUGGAGUUUAGUUCUAAUUUCAUAACUAACUAAACAGGAAAAAAUUAGGAGGUAAUUUGGCAUUGUCUAGGCUAUGAAAUUUUUAUGCUUCAGUGGUUAGUAAACAAGGAAAACCUCAUUAUUCCUGAUUAUUGGUAUACAUUUAAGACAAAAGGAUAUUUGGAAGGUACUCUUUGGAGUGUGUAGUCUCUUAUGAGAAUAUGGCCACUUGCUUUAAUUCAGUUCUUUGGUAGGGUUAGGGACCUGGUGGUGUUUCCAAAACAAAAAGUUUCCCAGUGAUUCUGGCACGGCAACCAUGUGUGUACUUUGGGGACGGUAGGCUGGAGCCUGCAUGGCAGCCAGCCGGGCCUGAGGGCAAGUCAGUUCUCUAUUUUACCUUUGUCUCUCCUUAGGUAAUGUGGAAGCACAAAGCCCGUGAUCUCCUAUCAUUUUUGACUCUUUCCUGCUGUGUAUGUAUUUUCUCAUCUUGAAUGCAGCUCAAAAGUAAGUAGUACUAUGCUAGACCAGUAGAAGUGGAUGGGGAGCAUUUGUGAUGUGCCACAAUGGUGCACUGAUCUGCGAGGCUGCCUGAAGUUCUCGUUCUUCCUUCCUCCAUUCUGCCUGCUCUAUGCGAAAGGGCACGCCAAAAGCUUCAGGAACUCACUGUAGCUGUGGAGCCCUGGGAGACACCAGUCAACAGGAGAUUCCAUAAUGUCCUAAAUGGUGUUCCUCCUCAGCAGAAAGGCCUAAUGGAUUCUGGUCAGUCAGCUAAGGCAUUUGUUCUGUCUAGAAACCAGAAGCACCUUCUUCCUCUCUGGAGACAGUACUUCUCUAUCUUCCGGUUCAGCAUGUGCUCACUCUACUGUUUAUGGUUAGAAGUCUAGCACAGUUACUUUGCAUUAAACUUUGGUUAUCUGUGCUUGUACUAGAGGGGUGUGGAGAUUAUUUUGGGCAGAGUGAGGAAAAGUCAUAGUCGCUCUGAAAUAACUGUCAGGAACGGAAUAGAAAUGUAGAAACGGUAUGUGAAGGGAACAUGGCAGCUUUAGUGAAUAUGCAUGCGAGCUAAGAACAAAGUUCCACACUUGAAGUUACUGUUUCCUGUGUCAGUUGUCAUUGAGCCCAAAGACAAUUAGCAUCUGGGUUGGAGUUUUGAGAUAGGAUGCAAAUCAUAAGCACAGUUUAAAUAAUACACAUUUCGGAGGUGUGUUAAAGCUUACUAUUUUUCGGAGUUGAGAAAGGCAAAUUUCGCUAACAAAUCAGUGCCUAUCAUAGGAAUAACUCUGGCUAUUAGUGUGAAGGCGCCCUUGUCUUCACUUCUGAAAGGGUCAUUGCCAUUAAAUCUGCCUACAUCUUUCAGAGGAGACCAGAGACUUGUAUUUAAGUUGAAUGCUCAGCGUCUCAUACUGCCUUUGGCUGGCCCCCACAGUGUUUGUUUUGCAGCUGCAUUUUGAGCAUGAUCAAUUAUUUUUAACCCCCAGUAAUGAAAACAAUUGUGCAUGCCUUCCGUCUAACCCAGAAAGCAUGUGCUUACUACCUAUGCAAGCAACCAAUUUAAAAAAAGAACAGAGACUACACUAAAUAUUAAGUUUUAAACAACACUUAGAUUUGUUAGAUUUUGGAGCUCUAUUUUUGAAUUUGUAAUUUUUAAAAUGUGGCUUCGUCAGUGUAGGUGAACAUGAAUGUGAGUUUUGGGUUGAUUUGCAUCUAUUUCUCUACUGAUUUUUGAUCAUUGGUGAGAUUGUGCAUAAAAUAAUAAGUAUUUUGCAAGCAGGAGUGGAAUUAUUAAACAUACACUGGUGUAUAUACUGUAUUUAGCCUGAAGACUUUCCUAAAGUAUUUUGUUCUAAAAAUAACCUGCCAUUUUCUAUAGAUUUUAAUUUUUUAUAUCUUGUAGGGUUCUAUUGUCACAAGGAGAGUGCUAACAAUUUUAAAAUGCUUUUGUAGAGAGUUGGAACUUCUUAGGAAGGCUUCAGAGCGUCCCACCCACUGGUCAUGGUAAGAUUAAGACUGAGGAAUGUAUGAUAGUGUCCAGAUCCAUCUCAUGUUCAUUUAAAACCAGUGUUUCCCAGGAGGCUUAUGGUACACUUGAGGCUUUUGCAGACCCUGCCCACUUGCUUUCCCUAAUCCGCUUCUGAGCAGCUCAUCUGAAAUGGUGACACCUAGUGGUCACUUGUCAUGCCCAGAUCCUCCCAAGUGUGAGUGCUGCAGUGUAGGCUGCCCUGUGGGUUCUAAAGCUCCUGCACACUUGUAAACUGAAGUCAGAUUGGAGGACCACUGUGAUACACCAUCCCUUUACUGAGAAGUUGGGUGAGAAUUAUCACUGCCGUUCUGGGUACUCAGGAGUGACUCCCAUUGCACAGUGGGCAAGAGCAUGAGGAUGAAUGUUGUGAUCUUCUUUUGUGAACUCUGGGGCCUUUCUGACUUCAGGAACUGAUUGGGAUUGUGAAGCAUUUUGGGGGUGGCUUGGCACCUGUCAGUCUGGUGGGAAUUGGUCUUAGUUGCUGGGGCAGGCAGACCCAAAAAUCUGCAUCGAUUCCCAGUCUCUUCUCAGGUUCUGCCAUGAGACUGAGAUGCAUGGGGGAGAUGAUCACUCCAAGGAAAUAGGGAAGAAGAAAAUAGUCUUGGAAAAUCCGUCCCUGCUUUUGAUAUAACAAUUGCCAUUUUAUAGUAAAUUCAAGCAGCAAAGCCCAGGCUGGCACUGUAUUUCCUAUGUAGCUUGUUCUCUACUCUGGUUCCUACUUUUCCAGAAUGUAGUUUCAGGAAUUCUUUUUAGCUUGAAAAUGAAUGUGAAACAUUUUACUUAGAGUAUUUUUUGUAACCCUCAUUGCUAUUGUUCAUGUAUUUUUAAAGUCAAAUAAUUACCUCCAAAUUUGGCAGUACAUGUUAUGUAUGGAGGCAAAUGAAAUUUAAUUUUAAUCUGUGGUGAGCCAGAUGGGCUGUAACAUCUUCAAAAUACUCAGCUGUGCUCAGAUGGUCUCGUCCUGCUGAGUGCUGUGCUGCCUACAAAGAGAAAGAAUACCUGUAUGGUCUGUAUUCUAAGGAAUAAGGACAGCAGGAAAUGCUUCAGAAGGGCCUCCUGGCAGUGAUGUCUGUUGCACGUAUGAAAAUGCAAUAUAAAGUUUCCUAGGUGCUAUUCUAAGUGGUAAGGGAUCAUUGCAGCAGACAAAGAUAGUUGUGGCAUUUCUGAAGUUACAGUUCUUAUAGGUCUUUCUGGUAGGCAUUUGGAUUCCAUAUAGAUUAUCUCUCCACUGUGCCUCUCACCACUGGUUAAAAUUGAAUUCAGACCCCACUGCAAAAAUGGUUUCUUGAUUGAACUCUGUAGUUGCAGCGGUGUUUUCCUGCAGCUGUCUUUGCAGCUGCACAUCCUGUCACUGCACACAGAAUGCUUCCUUCUGCACUGUUCAUGAACCAUCAACAGUGAGCGCUGUGUCAUUUGCUGCAUGUCAUGUCUCUGUAUACAAAAUGCUUCUGCACUGUUCAUAAACCAUCAAUAUCUGUAUAAUUCUCUUCUUUAAUUGUGCAGUAAAAUGGAAACCAGGAAGUUUUUCCUACAGGCUGGAAGAAAAAUGUAUCAUACAUUUUAAAUUAUUUUAGGUCAAGUGCAUGAGAUGUGUCACUGACUUCUGUUAUUUAUUUGUAUAUUUUAUUAUUCGAGGUGUAUGCACUUUUAAGGAGCAGAAUUUAUAUUUUUAUGUUUAAAACAUUUUAUUUCCAAAACAGCAGUUGGUUAUAUAGUAUUCUGUUGGAAUUAAGAGAAAAGUGGAAAUGUAACAAAGUAUAAUAAAUUUAUUACAUGA